AUGCGUGCAGUGGAAAAUAUUAUACAAGAGCGUCGUUUGUUAGAAGAAAUUGAAUAUCCUCUGGUGUGCAAUUUGCGUUACGCUUUUCAAGAUGAUGAAAAUAUGUUCAUGGUCCUUGACCUGAUGUUAGGUGGUGAUUUAAGGUUUCAUUUAGAACGACAAGCUUUCAUGAAAGAAGAAGUUGUAAAAUUUUAUGUUGCUGAAGUCAGUUUAGGAUUGAAUUAUUUACAUUCUAAAAAGAUUGUUCAUAGAGAUUUAAAACCUGAUAAUGUUCUUUUGGAUGAGAAGGGACACGCUCAUCUAACUGAUUUUAAUAUAGCUGUUCAUUUUAAUGAGAGAAAACCCCUUACAUCGGUUGCUGGUUCUAUGGCAUAUAUGGCACCAGAGGUACUGACCAAACAUGGAUAUCUUAAUUCUGUGGAUUGGUGGUCACUCGGUGUUAUCAUGUAUGAACUUUUAUUUAGCAAGCGGCCAUUUCGUGGUAAAACGAACGUCCAAUUAACACAUGCAAUUCUUCAUGACCCACUUCAAUUUCCUGAUAAUGUUUAUGACUUGGUUUCUAAAGAAUGUAUUGACUGUUUAAAACGGUUUUGUGAACGGGAUGUAAAUAAACGCCUUGGAUGCGGUCCAAAUGGUUUAGAAGAUAUUAAACGUCAUCCAUGGUUUAAAGAUAUAGAGUGGGAUAAACUUGAUACAAAACAAGCUAAAGCUCCUUUCAUUCCUGAUUCAAAACGUGCUAAUUUUGAUGCCACUCAUGAGCUUGAAGAACUUCUCCUUGAAGAUAAUCCACUCAAAGCUAAAAAACGUGCUAAUCCCAAUCAAGACCUUAGUGAACUUUCAAAAGAAAUGAGAAUGAUGGAGGAAAAAUUCUUGAUAUACGACUUUACUAAGAUGUGUAGAAGAAGUUACUACGUAAAUCCUCCUGAAAGAUCAACUAGGCGAAGAAGUGAAAGAAGCAGCGGGUCUACAACAGUUGACCGAAUGAUGAAUAAUCAUUCUGGUGCUACAAUUCAACUUGAUAGUGUAGAUACAGAUGCUUCAAAUCCUUUAAAGAUUCAACAUCCAUCAAUGGUAAAACUACCACAUGCACGUACUGAAUCGGAUCUCACUGCUGUAGGAUAUUAUUAA
Messenger RNA from Dentiscutata erythropus, 1128 nucleotides. The record is from the annotation of a GenBank genome assembly. NCBI's taxonomy places the organism in Eukaryota, Fungi, Glomeromycota, Glomeromycetes, Diversisporales, Gigasporaceae.